AUGGCGAUCGAGGGCUACUCCAUCGGCAGACUGGGAGACGACGAUCUCCUCGUAGAAAUCCUUAUCCGCCUUCCGGACCCAAGAUCCGCCUUCCGAUGCAAAUCCAUCUGCAAGCGGUGGAACUCACUCAUCUCCGCUCCCUACUUCUCCCGCCGCUUCCUCUCACACCACCGGGCCCUGUCCGCCGCCGCCGCAGCAGAACCGCCUCUUCUGAUUUACCUAGAAGAAUAG
Linum tenue is the source of this 231-nucleotide messenger RNA. The record is from the annotation of a GenBank genome assembly. Lineage: Eukaryota; Viridiplantae; Streptophyta; Magnoliopsida; Malpighiales; Linaceae.